Molecule: messenger RNA, 3048 nt
Organism: Polyodon spathula (Mississippi paddlefish)
Lineage: Eukaryota; Metazoa; Chordata; Actinopteri; Acipenseriformes; Polyodontidae
Product: intermediate conductance calcium-activated potassium channel protein 4-like
Exons: 8
Coding region: 903-2060 (385 amino acids)
Biological process (GO): potassium ion transmembrane transport
Cellular component (GO): neuron projection; neuronal cell body; plasma membrane
Molecular function (GO): small conductance calcium-activated potassium channel activity; calmodulin binding; intermediate conductance calcium-activated potassium channel activity
Source: RefSeq, a predicted model, not a curated record
AAAGAGGUCUGGUAAAGCAUAUUUAAAAAACAUAGUGGCCCAUGGUAAGCUAUGGGUGGGGGUGAUUGCGUAAUUCUCAUGCAAUUUUACUUUGGUGAACUGUGAUAAGAUCUUGUAUGCAGGGAAACUAUUUUAGAAAGCAGAACAAAGUUAAAAGAAGUUUUCAAAAUCCAGCCCACAGGCUUCAAUGUGGUCUCAGUAAAGUUCCUGUCUCAGCAUUAGCACACUGCUGUAUCCAGUAAAGCAUGCUUGCAAACCUCUCCCUGCAUUCACACGCAUCUCCAGCGGCAGAGACAGACGCACAGGUUUAUAUAAGGAAAACUACGUCAAGGACGGGAGCUGCAUUUACUCACAAAAACAAAAACCGCGCGCUCCCAAUUCUAAACCCACGAGGCUUUUCUGCUGGGCUGCUCAGACAGGCUGGGGAUUCGAGUGUGGCGAGAGCGGGGCUGGGAGGAUGUCAGUGGUGCUGAAAGAUAAGACCUCAUUCUUUCAGAAAGGUUAUCAGCCAGGGCUCAGGGGGUGGGCUGCAGCCCUGCCGAUAAGACCAGCUGCUGCUACAAUUCCUGCCUGUUGAUUUUUAAAGCGCUUCUUCUGUGUUGCACACCCGCUGUGGUGUUUGUGGAGGCAGUGAUGAAGUCCGACAGGAGGCUGGUACAACGAAGCAGUCUGUUAAAUCCAAUCCACUUUGCAAAGUGCUGACCCUCCUGUUUGCAGCUCCGAACCCCGCUCGCCAUAACGCAGGGGGGCCAAGGCAAACAACGCAGCUCUGUCAACAGCACUGAGGGUGUGGGAUCCCUUCCAGAACAGCCAUAGUGUGGCAGCAGCUGGAAAUAAGAGGCAAGAAAAAAAAAGCGUUUUAAAAGCAUCGGCUAGCUUUACAAGGAGGAAGCUACCUUCGGAUGAGACUUAAAACAAACAAGGUCCUAUUGGAAGAGACUCUGCAGCAGCAGCAGCAGUUGUUGAUGAAGCAGAGUUCACCCCCCCCAGUCUCUGUGUUCAUGAUUGAUCACUCCGUGGAUGACUGGCGCAUCGCCCUGACUGCCCGCCGCGUCCUCUCCAUCACCCUCGAGCUGGGGGUGUGCGCCCUGCACCCUCUCCCAUUGGUCUCGCAUCCGGUGAGCGGGGAGGAGGACGGGAGGCUGGGCGGAGGGGGCUGGAACUCCACGCUCCCCUCCCCUCUCGCCUGCUCCCUGGCGGCCUGGGAGCUGCUGCCCUGCUUCUUCAUGUUCUUGCGGCUGUACCUGGUGCACCGCGCCCUGCUGCUACACAGCAAGACCCUCCUGAGCGCCUCCUACAGGAGCAUCGGCUCCCUCAACAACAUCAACUUCCACUUCCACUUCGUGCUCAAGGUGCUGAUGAACACCCACCCCGGCCGCACUCUGCUCGCCUUCAUCGUCUGCUUCUGGCUCACCGCCUCCUGGCUCCUCACUCUCUGCGAGAGGCAGAGCGAAAACGCCGUGGCCAGGAUAGAGGACACGAUGUGGCUCAUCGCCAUCACCUUCCUGACGAUCGGGUACGGAGACAUCACCCCCAAGAGCAGCUGUGGGAAGACAGUGUGCCUGCUCACCGGAGUCAUGGGAGUGAGCUGCACCGCUAUGCUGGUUGCUGUCGUCGCAAAGAAUCUGUCGCUCAACAAGGCUGAGAAACACGUGCACCAGUUCAUGAUAGACAUCAAGCACACCAAGAAGAUCCGCACGGCGGCUGCCAACGUGCUGAGAGAGUGCUGGCUGCUUCACAGGAGCUGCAGAGACAGGAGAGACAGCAGAGAGAACAGGAGGAACCAGAGAAGACUGCUGGAGGCCAUCAGAGUAUUUCGAAAGGCGAGGCUCAAGCAGAGAAAGCUGAGAGAUCACGCCAAUGAAACGGUGGAUUUGUCCAAGCUGCAGGUGAUGAUGUAUGAUUUCAAUGGGAACUGGAGCAGCUCAUACAAGGAGCUGGAGCGGAGGAUCGGCUCCAUGGAGCAGAAGAUGGAUGAGCUGAGCAGAGCCUUCCAGGAAACAUCGCAGCUCAUCUCCAGAGCCGUGCAGCACAGAGCCGGGGACAACAGCAUUCUGUAGAGCCCAGGCAGAGGGUGUUCGCCUCCAGUCACCCGUCUGUCCAACAAGACACUUGUUGAGCGGGAAUAGCUGGAAGAGAGGAGCUGUUGUUCUAUCCUCCAAACACCAGGGGGAAGACUACAACUUCAGAACAGCCACAGGACUCCAAUAAGGAAACUCAGGAAAACCACGCCCCUCUCUCUGAUGCGACUGGAGGAGGAAUCCGUCACGCUGCUAAGUUUCUUGCUUGUCUCUGCCAAAGAGAGCAAAUCAGAAAGAUUUUAAAAAUCUUUUUUGUUGUUGUUGUUGUUUUAAGUUCAGCCUCUGACAACUAGGGGUUGCUGGUCGGCCCCGACCCCUGUGAAAGGUCACAGCUGGAUUAUUAUUGGUUUAUUUUGGAUCAUUUUACAGCUUGGCUGGGGAUUCCCUUUGGAUCGCACCUGCCACAGGCCUCGUGAUUAUCCCAGGGUUCAGUAAUUGCUUUGAAACGAGAUCGUGUUUAUUUGGGGCAAAGUGAACUUUUAGAGUUCAAUCCAUUAAAAGUGGUUUUACAUUUAACCAAACUGGAACCAGACCACUGAGUUACUGGACAAUUCAAACUGGAACCAGUCUAUAGAGCUGCAGGAGACGAGGGGCUCAGCGCUACACUCGUGUCCAUACGAUAAUGAAGGAUCUGACGCUUGCUUGAUGCACAACAACAUCAAAUGAUCACUUAACGAUGGCAUUAAUUGGUUAAAAAGGCACCAAUUAAACGGGGCAGGGAGACACUUCAUUCACACCAGCACACUCUUAUUCCUCACAGAAACUGGUGACCCACAGAACCACGAGCGACGCUGGCGAGAUUCCAGGCUUGUGUGACACUGCCAGCGAUGCACACCUCUGUGAUGACGCAUGGCAUGAAGAAAGGAUCCCGAGUGUCAGACACACAGCGCACGCUCGCUGCCCGGGAGGUGCCAGGCACAGUGCUUGAAUGUAGAUCACACGCACACACACACACACACACACACAC